AUCUUGAUGCCCAUAAAUGCUGCUAUUUCUUCUCAUACAUGCGUUCAUUGUCGAGAGAGCUAAGCCGCUUCAGGUAAUUUAGCCGCCGAAACCAAUCAUAUCUUCUUUAGUGGGCCUCUAUCGCAAACAAGAUCGAGGGGAUCUUGCAGGUUAAAGAGGGCAACAAAGCCCAACAUUCCAAUUUCAGCCAUCGCAGACAUUUCACCCUUCCCUACCUACCAAAUAAUAUCCAUUAAAGAAUAGAAAAAAAAUGCAAAACUCAGUCUACGAAACUGCCGCCAGCGCAGUCCAAGCCCGGAAUCGCAUCCGCAGCCACAUCUACCAAACGCCCCUCAUUCCAGCCCGAGCGCAAGGCAAAUCCAAUGGCGCAAAGGUGCUAUUCAAAGCAGAGAACUUCCAAUUGACAGGAUCGUUCAAGAUCCGAGGCGCAAUGUCCAAGAUGUCAGGCCACCCAGCGAACGGGCGAUUAAUAACAGCCUCAUCGGGUAACCAUGGGAUAGGCGCCGCAUGUGCAGCGCAGGCAUUGUCCAAAGAUCUCACUGUUGUCCUCCCGGAAACGGUGGUGCCUGCGAAACUGGAGAAAAUCAAGUCCUACGGGGUGAAUAUUAUUCUGCAUGGAGCUGAAACUGGUCUCGCUGAGCAACAUGCCCAACGGCUUGCUGCUGAGGAAAAGUAUACUUAUAUUUCGCCGUACAAUGAUCCUGAUAUUAUUGCCGGGCAAGGGACUAUUGGACUAGAGAUCCUCGAGCAGUGUGAUGAGGUGGAUAAUGUUUUCGUCUCUAUGGGUGGUGGUGGAUUGAUCAGCGGUGUUGGGGCGGUCAUGAAGGCGUUCAGUCCACGUACGAAGAUCUAUGGUGUUUCUGCGAUUAAUUCCAAAGCUCUCGCCGAGUCCAUGGCUGCGGGCCAUGUAGUUGAAACGGAGCAUAGGGAUACUCUGGCUGAUGCCGUUGCUGGAGGCAUCGAUACGGAUACAAGCACACUUCCGUUGGCAAUGUCUGUGGUAGAUCAUGUGCUUGAAUGUGACGAGGACGAGAUUAAAGCCGCCUUGAAGGUUAUGGCGUUCGAGGAAAAUAUGAACGUCGAAGGCUCUGCAGCUCUGGCUUUGGCCGGCUUUAAUAAGGUCGCACAACAGCUCACCAACCAAACCAGUGUUAUUGUCUUGUGCGGGGCGAACUUUGACCAGGGUGUAUUUAAGAGUGUGAUUCUGGAUCUUUAG
Molecule: messenger RNA, 1216 nt
Organism: Aspergillus pseudonomiae
Lineage: Eukaryota; Fungi; Ascomycota; Eurotiomycetes; Eurotiales; Aspergillaceae
Product: threonine ammonia-lyase
Exons: 1
Coding region: 251-1216 (321 amino acids)
Biological process (GO): L-serine catabolic process; L-threonine catabolic process
Molecular function (GO): pyridoxal phosphate binding; threonine deaminase activity; L-serine ammonia-lyase activity
Source: RefSeq, a predicted model, not a curated record